Messenger RNA from Juglans regia (Persian walnut), 312 nucleotides. RefSeq lists its product as uncharacterized. NCBI's taxonomy places the organism in Eukaryota, Viridiplantae, Streptophyta, Magnoliopsida, Fagales, Juglandaceae. The record is from RefSeq and is a predicted model, not a curated record. The coding region runs from base 1 to 312 and encodes 103 amino acids. The transcript has a single exon.
AUGAAAGGCGUUAAGCGCUUUGGUAAGAAGGGAAAGCUUAGUUCGAGGUAUGUUGGCCCUUUCGAGAUUGUGGAGAAAGUUGGUCUUGCUGCUUAUCGAGUUGCAUUGCCGAAUUAUUUUGGAGAAGUUCACGAUGUGUUCCAUGUGUCAUCGUUGAAGAAGAGUUUUGGACAACAAGAAACGUGUUUUGUUGACCUAGAACGCAUUCAACUUCAGCCUGAUCAUACUUAUAAAGUUGCCCCGACGCAGAUUGUGGAUUGGAAAGAGCAAAGGUUAAGGUCCAAGAUGGUACCUUUGGUGAAAGUGUCAUAG